Messenger RNA from Sitophilus oryzae (rice weevil), 6318 nucleotides. RefSeq names its product dedicator of cytokinesis protein 7 (gene Zir). Lineage: Eukaryota; Metazoa; Arthropoda; Insecta; Coleoptera; Curculionidae. Bases 41 to 6181 code for a protein of 2046 amino acids. Gene Ontology annotation, molecular function: guanyl-nucleotide exchange factor activity. Gene Ontology annotation, biological process: small GTPase-mediated signal transduction; positive regulation of GTPase activity. The transcript has 24 exons. The record is from RefSeq and is a predicted model, not a curated record.
GCUGUUUGUUGUCAAUAAAGUUUUUAAAUAAAGAUAAACAAUGGCGAGUACUCAGAGGGCGUUUACACAAAAAUUAUCCAAGCAACAUGCCGCCGAUCUACGCAAAACUAUUUCCAGCAAUAAAACCGGGUUGAUGUCCCAUUCUACCAGCAUGAGUUGGGUACACGAAAUAGCGGAGCCCUUAGACUUCGAGGAGUACGUCAGCGCUUAUCAGUUGGUUAUAGACAGAGAUCCCUUGAGGAAUAUCUUGGAUAUUCCUUUAGGUGAUGUGCAAGUGGAGGUCAUCGAGAGACCUUUAAGAACCUUAAGACCAAUUGUCCCGGAAGAAAAGAUUGAAACUUUGCCACCUCAUGUGCAAACUUGUGUGCAAUGUUACAAAUCAGUAUGGAAAGUAGUGCAAUAUACGCAAAGACACCUAAGUAGCAGUAUUACAAGCAGAGCUAACUUGUCAAAAACGUUACAACCCGCUCCAAAACAGGAGUUUGAAGUUGAUUUUCAGCAGGCACCUUCUGAGGCCAACAGUGAUCUAGACUUGACAUCUCAAGGUAGCAGUCGACAGAGUGUUGUAUCUAUUGGAUCUCUAUCUUCAUGUGGUGACACACUAACUCCUCGUAAUUCUUGGGCUUCUCUGGAUCUGAGACACUCUGCAGGUGAUCCAUUGAUACCAGAAAUUUUAGAUCAGUCAGUUUUGGAGUCACAAGAUCAAGUAAAUGAGAGUCAGAGACAGAUUGAGAGGCAGGAAGCCUUGUUUGCUUUGACUACCAGCGAUAUUCAGAGUGAAAUCGGUGAUUUUGUUGAGAAAAGGCUGCCUGCUGGUGCUCCCUAUGAGCAUGUAGGGCAUAGGGUUCUAGUGAAAUGCCAACAAUUGACAUUGGACUUGGAAGUGGAACCUUUGUUUGUCUCCAUGGCCCUCUACGAUUCCAAAGAACGAAAAAAGGUUUCUGAAACUUUUUAUUUCGAUUUGAACCCCGAAGGGCUCAAAAGAAUGCUGGGUACACACAUACCCUACGCCGAUACCAGCACAUUGGCUAGAAGUUCUAUUUUCAAUAUAACCCAUCCCUCUCCAGAUCUUUUUAUUGUGGUUAAACUCGAAAAAGUGCUGCAAGGAGAUAUUAAUGAAUGUUUAGAACCAUAUUUGAAGGAAGAAAAGAAUCGCGACAAGUUGAAGUCUGUGGCUGUGUCAGUUUGUGAAAGAUUGGGAAAAUAUAGACAGGCAUUUGCCUGGACGGCGAUCAAUUUGUUCAGUGUGAUCAAUGGAGGAAAUUCUGUUGAAAGAGAUCUGGAUAAGGAUUCUACAGGGUCUGGAUCAUAUACCAACAGUUUAGAUAGAAAAUCAUCCAGCAGUGGUUUAGACCAACUCAGACGCAAAGCAGCUGACAUGGGCACUCUAACCCGCAGAGGCUCCCUAGAACGGAAAGACAAAUGCAGAUCGUGGUCUCCAGACCACCUGGCGACGAAUUUAGACACCUUCAGACCCAUAACCCUCACCAUGACCUCUUUCUUCAAGCAGGAAGGCGACAAAUUACGCGAAGACGACCUCUACAAGUGCCUGCAAGAACUAAAACGCCCCACCCUGGUCUUGAAGAAACUGAAAUGCAUUCCGACGGUUUUCAAGCUGGAAAUAUCUCCGUGUCCUGCUGAAUAUAAGAACUGUCUUACCACAGAGCUGGAGAAACUUCAUCCAUAUCCUGACGAGAAGGGUAGACCUACCAAAGAGUUGCUUGAGUUCCCUGUCAAAGAGAUUUUGACGCCUCACUAUGUUUACAGGAAUCUACUAUUCGUCAGUCCUAGGGAGUUGAAUUUUUCGAACAGGACCGGUUCUGCUAGGAAUUUGGCGGUGAAAAUGCAGGUGAUGGCGGGUGAGAGUGAGAAUCACGCGUUGCCUAACAUAUUCGGGAAGUCCAGUUGUCCGGAGAUGACCAAUGAGGUGUUUUCUGCUGUGACGUACCAUUCGAAAACUCCCGUGUUUUAUGAUGAGGUUAAAAUCAAACUUCCUGCUUCUUUGGCCGAUAAUCAUCAUCUGUUGUUUACGUUUUAUCAUAUAUCUUGUCAGAAGAAGACUGAACAGAAUGUAGUAGAAACACCUGUAGGUUACACUUGGUUGCCUCUGCUGCGUGAUAAUCGUCUGGUUUCUGGAGAAUUUUGUCUGCCGGUGGUACUGGAACCGCCUCCGAAAAACUACAGUUACAUUCCGCCUGACGUGUGUCUGCCGGGAAUGAAAUGGUUGGACAAUCACAAAGGUCUCUUCACUGUCAUAUUGGACACGGCAUCGUCAGUUCACACGCAGGAUCCGGCAAUAGAGAGAUUUUUUGCUGCGUACGACUACGUUCAUUCCGGUAUCAUUCCGUCUAGGUUGGGCGAAGUGGGCUCCGAAAAAGAAUUGACGACGGCUAUGUUAGGUUUGGCAGGCGCCAGACCGGAAACCAUAGUAAAACACCUCCCUCAAAUCUUCGACAGCAUUAUCGAACUUUUAGUUCAACCGCCCCGCAUAUCCGGCCACACCCUCAACGUGGGCACCACCUGCUUCGAGACAUUAUGCCUACUUUUAGAAAACAUUUCAAACAUCCAGGAACUCCAAGUAGACCAUCACGGCCGAAAUCACCUUCUUGCAACCUACAUUAACUUCCAAUGCAACCUUCCACACCCAAUGUCAAUAGGAACUCCUCAUUGGGAAGGGAGUGUUUUGGUUAGAAGUAAUUCAAACCCGGAUUUGGAAGUCUCCCACUACCAACCCAGAGGCCUUGACAGGGCUUCAAGCAUGCGCGUUCCUUCUAACGAACCUAUCAGUCCAACGUUUAAUUCUUGUCCAAGGAUUGUACAUCAAGAGUUAGCCUAUCAGUGGACGAUAACCAGUGGAAGGAACAAGGACUUAGCCAUGCAAAAUGCUUGGUUUCUUUUUGAGUUGAUCAACAAAAGCAUGGUGGAGCAUUUAGCUCAUAGUCGUACACUGGAUGCUUCAAGAAGAGGAAGAUUUCCUGAUCAGUUUCUUGAUGAUAUCUCUACUCUAGUUCAGUACGUUACUAACGAGAUUAUCAACUAUUCUUCAGGAGAGACUAGAAGAGCUCACAAGCUCAACGCAGCGUUAGCCUUCUUUUUCUUUGACUUACUCUCAAUAAGCGACAGGGGUUGGGUGUUUCAACUUUUAAGAAGCUACGGCAAAGAAAUCCAGCAAAAAAUCUCUUCAAUGUCAGAUGGAAGUGUGCUGAUUGAACUCAAACUGGAGUUCGUGAGGAUCAUUUGCAGCCACGAGCACUAUGUUCCGUUGAAUUUACCGUUUUCCAGUCCCUUUAUGUGUUCUGGAGCUGGGGUAUCGCCCAGUCCGAGUGUCACGAGUUCGACGAGUCAGAAUUCGUUUUUAUCUGGAGCGCCACCUAGCCAAGAGAGAGUGAACACAUUUGCAGAGUUGUCGCCAGAGUAUCGUCAGCAUCACUACUUGUGUGGGUUGGUUUUGACAGAUUUGGCAGCGGUGUUGCUAGAGACGCACUAUCCAUCAUUGCACAUUAAAGCUGUGGACACUGUAAGAAGUCUUCUUUCAUGGCACGAUGGCGAUCCACGCUAUGUCUCGCCCGAAGCUAAACAUAGAGUUGCUGCAUUGUAUUUUCCAUUGUUGUCCAUUGCGAUGGACGUUCUCCACUUGCUCCAUCGUUUCACUUUCGAUAAAAACGAGAAAUUCAGCCAUGAAGACACUGGUCCUAGCAACAUUAACCCUAAUGUAGCUAUGGUUAUUGCUGGGAAGUUGCCACCAUCUACUUGCGAUUCAUUUCAAUCACUACCAAACAGGAAAGUGGGUAUUAAUGCCGAAACGACACGCAACUUACUCACUUGCGUUCUCUGGGUUUUAAAAAACGUAGAAAGAGACUCUUUAUCUCAAUGGAUGGGCGAACUAACCUCAACAAGAUUAUCAACCCUGCUCCAUCUGUUGGACGCUUGCAUUACCUGUUUCGAGUACAAACCACGCCGCAAGGCGUCACCAUCUUCAGGGUACGCGCACGCGCAGGUCACGCAAGACAUCAGAUCUAAGCUGGAAGAUGUCAUUUUGGGACAGGGAUCUGCCAGGGAAAUGAUGCAGAGGAGGAAAGGCGGUACACCUCAAGCAGCAACGGAAAAACUACGUUGGCGAAAGGAACAAAUGGCAUACAGGGUCAGCACAGAACUGACUGAGAAACCAACAAAAGACGACAUUUUCCAUGACAGUCAUUUGGAGGGACACUUCGCCACAGAAGCGUCCUUUAUUAUCCUGGACACUUUGGAACGUUGUGUCAACACUAUAGCUCAGUUGGACAGUCAGCAACAUUUGGUCGGUGUAGCGCUGACUGUAUUGCUGCACGCAUUAGGGAAAAAUCAGAGUACUACAAUAUUGCCUCAUAUGUUCGCUUCACAAAGGAGCUUGGUGUAUAAAUUUCAUAGUGCCUUAUUUGAUGAAGAAAGUAGCCAUUGUGCAGAUUUGUGUUUGUUAUUGUUGAAACAUUGCGGCUCUCAAAUAACUUCAGUUAGAUCACAGGCUGCGGCAUCUUUGUAUCUCUUGAUGAGGCAGACGUUCCAGAUUGGCAAUAAUUUUGCCAGAGUAAAAAUGCAAGUCACUAUGUCCUUGAGCAGCCUGGUGGGAACAUCAGCAACUUUCAGUGAUGAUUCACUACGCAGGUCUCUAAAAACCAUCCUGGAAUAUGGGGAAAGAGAUACAGAAUUACAGGAAACUACAUUUCCGGAACAAGUCAGAGAUUUGGUCUUCAAUUUGCACAUGAUUUUGUCUGAUACAGUUAAAAUGAAGGAAUUUAAGGAGGAUCCAGAAAUGCUUUCUGAUCUUAUGUAUAGGAUUGCGAAAGGGUAUCAGAAUUCGCCGGAUUUGAGGCUGACUUGGCUGGCGAAUAUGGCUCAGAAACAUAUGGAAAGAGGUAAUCAUACAGAAGCUGGUAUGUGUUUAGUUCAUUCAGCUGCACUUGUAGCUGAAUAUUUAGCUAUGUUGGAAUCUCUACCUCAUCUGCCAGCUGGUGCAGCUUCACUAGAAAAAGUAAGUCCCAACGUUUUGGAAGAAAGCGCCGUUUCAGACGACGUUCUCAGUCCGGAAAGAGAAGGUGGUUGCCUAGGGUCCCAUUUCACAGAAGCCGGACUUUUAGGCCUGUUGGAACACGCAGCUAGUAGUUUCCAGAUCGCCACCAUGUACGAACCGAUGAACGAUAUAUACAGGGUGUUGAUUCCGAUAGCCGAAAAUAACAGGGACUUUAAAAAGCUGGCUAAUAUUCACGGAAAAUUACACGAAGCUUAUACUCGUAUCGACCAAUUGCAAGGCAAAAGAAUGUUUGGUACGUAUUUCAGAGUGGGGUUCUAUGGGUCUAAGUUCGGAGAUUUGGAUAAAGAAGAAUUUAUAUACAAGGAACCUAGUUUAACUAAACUGCCAGAAAUUUUCAGUAGAUUAGAGAACUUCUAUGCUGCACUUUUUGGGUCAGAAAGCAUUAUUAUUAUCAAAGACUCCAACGCAGUUGACGUGAACCUCUUAGAUCCUGACAAAGCCUACAUCCAAAUCACUUACGUCGAACCGUAUUUUGAGCAGUUUGAGCUAAGAUACAGGCAAACUCACUUUGACAGGAACUUCAAUAUUAAAAGGUUUGUAUAUGCAACACCCUUUACAAUGACUGGUAAAGCCCACGGAGAACUGAAGGAACAGUAUAAAAGGAAGACGAUUUUGACAACUGCAGUGCAUUUUCCUUAUGUCAAAACUAGGAUUCAGGUGGUGGCUAGGACUCAGAUUACUUUGACACCCAUUGAGGUAGCUAUCGAAGAUAUUCAGAAAAAAAACACCGAGCUUGCUGCAGCGACUCAGCAAGAACCGCCCGAUCCAAAAAUCCUUCAAAUGGUACUGCAGGGUUGCAUAGGUACUACUGUCAACCAGGGUCCUCUAGAAAUGGCCUUGACAUUCCUACCUGGCGACGGAAAACCACUAACACGACAUCAGAACAAACUGAGAUUGUGUUUUAAGGAUUUCUCCAAAAAGUGUAGCGAUGCUUUGAAGAAGAAUAAGAACCUUAUAGGGCCAGACCAAAGAGAUUACCAAAGAGAACUGGACAGGAAUUACAGAAGGUUCAUUGAAAAGUUACAGCCUUUGGUGAAUCCCCAAUCAGUAACUAUUAUUAAUACAAGCCCAAACAAAUUUGCACACGCAGAAAAUUCAGUACUUAAAUGGUAGAACCUCAUAAUAAAGACAGUAGACUUAGGGAUAUAUACAAAAACGUACUUAUAUGGAGUUGUAGCAACAUAUUUAUUUACUAUUUAUCGAAUUUUUUUAUACAAAUAUACAAAAUAAAGGCACAGAGUAAGAAAAAA